Clupea harengus (Atlantic herring) is the source of this 5472-nucleotide messenger RNA. RefSeq names its product accumulation-associated protein-like. The coding region runs from base 91 to 5394 and encodes 1767 amino acids. NCBI's taxonomy places the organism in Eukaryota, Metazoa, Chordata, Actinopteri, Clupeiformes, Clupeidae. The record is from RefSeq and is a predicted model, not a curated record. The transcript has 7 exons.
AUACAUUAGUCUAGUUUCACUCUGAAAAGGCUGGAUUUUGUGGUAAGACAUUGGUUUUACAGCUGCUUCUCACCAGAGGCUGUAGACACCAUGGCUACAGAUUUAAUUGUAUGGGCUUGGGCUGUUUUUGUGUUGAGGACUGUGUUGUCUGAAGUUCCAGAAGGGUUAGGACCAGUUUCUGGCAGCACUGGAGGUUAUGGCCCUGAUUCCUUGAACUCCACAUCAGGAGAGGCUGCUGACUCUUCAAGUCAUGAACCUAAACCGCAUCAGUCUUUGUCUCUACACAAACCAGAGACCUUGGGAAAUCCUGAUGUGCAGUGGAUCCUAGCAAAUCCCUUAAGCUCUAGACGGGUUCCUUUUGGCUCUAAAUACGGCCACAAAGUUCUAGGUAGUUCUCAAGAGGGUCGAGGUGACAGCAACACUGCAGUGCCCCCCAGUUAUAGUAGCGCUUUACCAAGUAAUCCUGGAGGCAUGGUUGUCCACCCAAGCAGCUCUACCAAGUUCCCCCAGGGCCAGAGCUAUCAGUCUAGUGCAUUCAAUGUGAUUCAGCCAACCAACUCUAAAUUAUUUCAGAACAAAGAUGCCCCCAGCAUGGGCCAAGAUGCCCCCAACCCCAGUGAACCAGGCAGCCAAGAUGCCCCCAACCCCAGUGAGCCAGGCAGACCAGAUGCCCCAGGUGCAGGAUCAGAUGCCUCCAGCAUGGGCCAAGAUGCCCCCAGCCUCAGUGAGCCAGGCAGCCAAGAUGCCCCCAACCCCAGUGAGCCAGGCAGCCAAGAUGCCACAGGCAUAGAUGCCCCCAGCAUGGGCCAAGAUGCCCCAAACCCCAGUGAACCAGGCAGCCAAGAUGCCACAGGCCCAGAUGCCCCCAGCAUGGGCCAAGAUGCCCCCAACCCCAGUGAGCCAGGCAGACAAGAUGCCCCAGGUGCAGGCCAAGAUGCCUCCAGCAUGGGCCGGGUGAAUGACCGGGUGCUGCGAAGAUUUCCUGAACAGUUUUUAAGCCAAAAGACACAAAACACAGUGUAUAGAUGGCCUGUGUCAAGUAUUCAACUGCAGAGUCAACACAGUGGUGCUGUCCAAACUGAACAAAUUCAAGCAAGGCCUCAGACUAAUGACAGGGUGCUGCAAAGAUUUCCUGAACGGUUUACAAGCCAAAAGCCGGUGGAUGUAAUGCAACUCAAUGAACCAAAUUCUAAAUUCUUUCAGAACAAAGAUGAACUUGACCAAGAAACCAUCCAAUCCUCUGAAAUGCAUGAACCUGACGCAAGCACAGUGUAUAGAUGGCCUGUGUCAAGUAUUCAACUGCAGAGUCAACACAGUGGUGCUGUCCAAACUGAACAAAUUCAAGCAGGGCCUCAGACUAAUGACAGGGUGCUGCAAAGAUUUCCUGAACGGUUUAUAAGCCAAAAGCCGGUGGAUGUAAUGCAACUCAAUGAACCAAAUUCUAAAUUCUUUCAGAACAAAGAUGAACUUGACCAAGAAACCAUCCAAUCCUCUGAAAUGCAUGAACCUGACGCAAGCACAGUGUAUAGAUGGCCUGUGUCAAGUAUUCAACUGCAGAGUCAACACAGUGGUGCUGUCCAAACUGAACAAAUUCAAGCAGGGCCUCAGACUAAUGACAGGGUGCUGCAAAGAUUUCCUGAACGGUUUAUAAGCCAAAAGCCGGUGGAUGUAAUGCAACUCAAUGAACCAAAUUCUAAAUUCUUUCAGAACAAAGAUGAACUUGACCAAGAACCCAUCCAAUCCUCUGAAAUGCAUGAACCUGACGCAAGCACAGCGUAUAGAUGGCCUGUGUCAAGUAUUCAACUGCAGAGUCAACACAGUGGUGCUGUCCAAACUGAGCGGCGACCUUCCAUAGGGGCAGAUUUUCAAGCAAGGCCUCAGUAUUUUGCCCCCAGCGAACCAGGCAGACCAGGUGCAGGAUCAGAUGCCUCCAGCAUGGGCCAAGAUGCCCCCAGCCUCAGUGAGCCAGGCAGCCAAGAUGCCCCCAACCCCAGUGAGCCAGGCAGCCAAGAUGCCACAGGCAUAGAUGCCCCCAGCAUGGGCCAAGAUGCCCCAAACCCCAGUGAACCAGGCAGCCAAGAUGCCACAGGCCCAGAUGCCCCCAGCAUGGGCCAAGAUGCCCCCAACCCCAGUGAGCCAGGCAGACAAGAUGCCCCAGGUGCAGGCCAAGAUGCCUCCAGCAUGGGCCGGGUGAAUGACCGGGUGCUGCGAAGAUUUCCUGAACAGUUUUUAAGCCAAAAGACACAAAACACAGUGUAUAGAUGGCCUGUGUCAAGUAUUCAACUGCAGAGUCAACACAGUGGUGCUGUCCAAACUGAACAAAUUCAAGCAAGGCCUCAGACUAAUGACAGGGUGCUGCAAAGAUUUCCUGAACGGUUUACAAGCCAAAAGCCGGUGGAUGUAAUGCAACUCAAUGAACCAAAUUCUAAAUUCUUUCAGAACAAAGAUGAACUUGACCAAGAAACCAUCCAAUCCUCUGAAAUGCAUGAACCUGACGCAAGCACAGUGUAUAGAUGGCCUGUGUCAAGUAUUCAACUGCAGAGUCAACACAGUGGUGCUGUCCAAACUGAACAAAUUCAAGCAGGGCCUCAGACUAAUGACAGGGUGCUGCAAAGAUUUCCUGAACGGUUUAUAAGCCAAAAGCCGGUGGAUGUAAUGCAACUCAAUGAACCAAAUUCUAAAUUCUUUCAGAACAAAGAUGAACUUGACCAAGAACCCAUCCAAUCCUCUGAAAUGCAUGAACCUGACGCAAGCACAGCGUAUAGAUGGCCUGUGUCAAGUAUUCAACUGCAGAGUCAACACAGUGGUGCUGUCCAAACUGAGCGGCGACCUUCCAUAGGGGCAGAUUUUCAAGCAAGGCCUCAGUAUUUUGCCCCCAGCGAACCAGGCAGACCAGAUGCCCCAGGUGCAGGAUCAGAUGCCUCCAGCAUGGGCCAAGAUGCCCCCAGCCUCAGUGAGCCAGGCAGCCAAGAUGCCCCCAACCCCAGUGAGCCAGGCAGCCAAGAUGCCACAGGCAUAGAUGCCCCCAGCAUGGGCCAAGAUGCCCCAAACCCCAGUGAACCAGGCAGCCAAGAUGCCACAGGCCUAGAUGCCCCCAGCAUGGGCCAAGAUGCCCCAAACCCCAGUGAACCAGGCAGCCAAGAUGCCACAGGCCCAGAUGCCCCCAGCAUGGGCCAAGAUGCCCCCAACCCCAGUGAGCCAGGCAGACAAGAUGCCCCAGGUGCAGGCCAAGAUGCCUCCAGCAUGGGCCGGGUGAAUGACCGGGUGCUGCGAAGAUUUCCUGAACAGUUUUUAAGCCAAAAGACACAAAACACAGUGUAUAGAUGGCCUGUGUCAAGUAUUCAACUGCAGAGUCAACACAGUGGUGCUGUCCAAACUGAACAAAUUCAAGCAAGGCCUCAGACUAAUGACAGGGUGCUGCAAAGAUUUCCUGAACGGUUUAUAAGCCAAAAGCCGGUGGAUGUAAUGCAACUCAAUGAACCAAAUUCUAAAUUCUUUCAGAACAAAGAUGAACUUGACCAAGAACCCAUCCAAUCCUCUGAAAUGCAUGAACCUGACGCAAGCACAGUGUAUAGAUGGCCUGUGUCAAGUAUUCAACUGCAGAGUCAACACAGUGGUGCUGUCCAAACUGAACAAAUUCAAGCAGGGCCUCAGACUAAUGACAGGGUGCUGCAAAGAUUUCCUGAACGGUUUAUAAGCCAAAAGCCGGUGGAUGUAAUGCAACUCAAUGAACCAAAUUCUAAAUUCUUUCAGAACAAAGAUGAACUUGACCAAGAACCCAUCCAAUCCUCUGAAAUGCAUGAACCUGAUGCAAGCACAGCGUAUAGAUGGCCUGUGUCAAGUAUUCAACUGCAGAGUCAACACAGUGGUGCUGUCCAAACUGAGCGGCGACCUUCCAUAGGGGCACAUUUUCAAGCAAGGCCUCAGUAUUUUGCCCCCAGCCCCAGUGAACCAGGCAGACCAGAUGCCCCCAACCCCAGUGAGCCAAGCAGACCAGAUGCCCCAGGUGCAGGUCCAGAUGCCUCCAGCAUGGGCCGGGUGAAUGACCGGGUGCUGCAAAGAUUUCCUGAACCGUUUAUAAGCCAAAAGACACAAAACGCAGUGUAUAGAUGGCCUGUGUCAAAUAUUCAACUGCAGAGUCAACACAGUGGUGCUGUCCAAACUGAGCGGCGACCUUCCAUAGGGGCACAUUUUCAAGCAAGGCCUCAGACUAAUGACAGGGUCCUGCAAAGUUUUCCUGAACAGUAUACAAACCAAAAGACAGUGGAUGUAAUCAAAGUCCUUAAUGAACCAAAUUCUGAAUCUCUGUAUGGCAGUAAGACCUCACAGGAGGCAAAACAGGCUUCUAAUGUUUUGCACCAAAAAGAGCAGGGGAGCCAGCAACCUAUUCAGUCUACUGACACCACUGUGAGUCAUGGUGUCCAGAUGCUGGAGCCCAGUAAAACCAACCCUGUCCAGAGUCCAAAUGAGUUUUAUUCAGAGCCAGACCCACAGUUUGGAUCUGAAGGCACCAUAAGGCCUGGUUCUCAGUCUGCUGCCACUGCCACAGAGAUACUGGGCACAACCUCAGGCUACUUGAGUCCACAUGAGCCAAAGUACCAGCUACCUGCUCAGACCAGCUCUAGCUACAGCUAUGGAACUAGUGGGCAGCUUGCUAAUAAAGGGGAUCCAGUGCCUUCUGGAAGUCAUGGCCCUAUCAGAAGCCAAGGUGGAGUUGAGGGCAGACAGCCCAGUGGUGAGCAAAACUUGCCUUCAAGAGUUGAUGCACUCAAUCGGCUUAAGCAAGCUCUUCACAAUGUGUCAAGAGGUCACCUGUUUCACUCUGUUAUGCAGAGGCUUAUUCCAGCUAGUUCUCCCUCCUGGAACAUGGGUGAAGGAUGGGAUUUCCUUGGCAGUGCUGAGAACUCCCCAUCCUUAACCGGAGACCAAAGUCAUUUUGGAGAUGAUGGAAAUGACUUGUCCACCAGUGUGAGUCGAGGUGAAACUUCCAGCAGCAAGAGCAGCAUCAGUCAUGCUCCUGAAAAUGUUGGAUCUGGAAAAAGUGAUGGUGGCGUCAUGUCGCCUUCACCUUUGGUGAACGUGUAUGGAAGUGGAUCUAGCAGUGCCUUGUCCAAUGCUGUGUCCUCCCACAGAGGCAAUGAUGGCUCCGCAAGGAAGGGGACCACCAUCCAGCAAACUACUAAAGAAGCCCCUAAAGGACCCUUGCAAAUGUCGGCUGCCUGUUUGACACGUAAAGUAAUCCCUGCCCAGAGGAGAAUUCCAGCAAAAAGCUUCUAUCGGAAAAUGUCUGCUGUGAAACCAGCUAAACACCAUUGGCCUCUCCUUACUCCAAAACGGUUUCGCAAGCUAAGGGUCCUGGAAGGAAAAUGUGAAGGGGCUGCCCACAAACUUUAAAAGAAGGGCUCUUCAUCCCAUCCUGACUGAUCAUGAUGUGCUUUUUUGACGGAAUUUUAAAUAAAUGCAUAAAUCUGA